GCCGGGACCCUUGGACAUCAGAUGAAGGCUGCAGGGCCUCACUUUGUUCGCCCACAGCCUCAGGCAUCCUCUGCAGUCUGCACCGCCGGCGAUGGUGCCCCCUGUCCGACUCUUCCUGAAUCCUCACACGCCUGCACGCCGCCUAUCACUUCGACGGCCCGCCGCCCUGUCGCUCACUCGCUGAUGCACUCGUUGUCGCGCCCGACGCUCCCCUCAGGCACCCCCCGUGGCCGUCAGCGCCGCUCCGCAUUCCUCGCGCCAAAAUGCCCACCCUGCAGGCCGCUGACCGAGCACGCGAGCUCGAGCGAAUGUACCAGAUGCGCCGCGGCCAUGUCCCGCACAUGUCCAUCAGCGACGACAACCACCACGUCACCGAAGCCAUCGGCGACCUGUACGGCCGUGACAGCGACUCCGAGUCGCCCAACGGCAGCUCGCGCCCGCUCAGCUUCCUGCCGGACUCCCUGAGCGAGAGCAUCCACACCCCCUUCAAUCCCUUCCCCGACAUGGCCCCGCCCGCGAAGUCUCCCCUGCGUCCGCAGCUGCCGCCAGACGGCACGUCCCAGCUGUCCACGAGUCCCAGCGGCCCUGCCGGCAUGCGUGCCAACGACCAGCUCUCGCCGCCGCUGUCACGCUCCUCGUCCGACACGGCCUCGCAGCAGUUCCCCCUCAACGACCUUGACUACGAGUCGAGCCCUGCCGGCCUCGCCCAGGAGCUCAGCAAUCUGCAGGCCAUCCGCCGCAUGUCCAUGGAUGUCCACAACGCCGACCCCGACCUGCCCUCGUUUCAGUCCUACAGCUCCGGCCCCGUCUCGCCGCCGGCCAUGUCUGACGACGACGACGAAACCCAGCAGCUGUUCUGGGUGCCCGCUCGCCUGCACCCCGAGCUGGCCCCCAAGGAGUUCAAGACGUUCAUCGAAGAGAAGGUCCACACCAUAAGACGCCGCUCCGGCGACCUGGGCUCAUCCUUGUCCCCGGAUAGCGGCAUGGGACGACAGGACUCCGGGGGUGGUCUGCGCAGGAAGAAGUCUAUGCUCUCACGCCAGAUCGACACCGGUUCUGGCUACAAGGACGGCGCUGAGCGUCUGGAGAGGAAACGCUCAGGCACUCAGCCGAACGGCGGGUUGGCGAAUCUGCAGGAGCUGGAACAUAUUGUAGAGGACCCGGCGGCCAUGGUCCGACGAAUGAGCAUGUCCAGGAGCCCAACGCCAGAGGCGGUCGACGGCGACGCACCGAUCAUACCUGGUGGCAUGGGAGGCGGCAUGGGCACAUUGAAGCGUUCUACACGUACCACGUAUAGACGAGGCAGUCUGAGAAGCACGGGUCGAUCUGUACCACUCUCGAGACGACUUGUCAGUCGCAACGCCGAGACGGAUACUGAAGAAUCGCCAGCCACUUCGCCCACCCGUCCAGACGUGCCCGAGCUGCCCAAGUUGGUGGGCAUCAACAGAGUACAGUCAGAGCCAAUCAAUGGUGCUUUCGAGUCUUCCAACUUCUCACGGCCCAGGAGGAAGACGCCCACCGAGGAGGAGCAACGACCCGGUUCUGCUGAGCCUCAAGGACGGCCUGGCUCAGCCGAACCUGAGCAAGAGGAGCGCAAGGGCUCGAAACCCAGGGCCUUCCACUCGAGGAUAGCAUCCAACGGUCGGACAAGUGCUCACCUGCCUGGCUACAAUGCCCCUGCACCAACGCUCGCAUCACCUGUCCCGCAAAUCAUCGAAACCCCCCCACCUCCAGAGCCAGAGCGAAAGCAACAAUACCAGCUUCCUGAGCGCACGACCUCACGACAGCCGCUCGCACAGCAGCAACAGCAGCAGCAGCAAAGGCCUCAACAAUAUCAACAGCAGCAUCCGCCGCAGCAGCAGCAGCCCAACGGGCCACGAGCUCAGACCCAGCCCCCGCCCCAGCAGCAACGACAGUCGCCUGUUCACAGACAGAACAAGCACGCUCAAGCUGCUCAAAAUUCUCCAAUCAAGCCACAGCAGUCGCUCGAUGACCUGACGCAACAUCCUCCUGCUAUUCCCGGCAAUCAUAGCACAAGAACUGACAACCUCUCGAUCAUUCCAAAUCUUCCGGACGAAAAGAAAGAUAAGAAGUCCAAAGACAAGAAGGAAGAUGGGCCAAGGAAGACGAGUUGGGGCUGGCUCGUCGGCAACGACAAGAAGGAGAAAGAGAAGGAAGAGCGCGAAAAAGAGGCGGCCAAGAAAGUCAAGAACAAGCUCAGCAAGCCGCAGGAGAAGCCUGAUGAUACCCGGCUUGACUUGCUGCAGUCUGCGAGUGGCCAACGUGGGCGAGAGAGCGUUGUCUUGGACCGCGACAGCGUCAAGCUCGAAGAGGAGCGAAAAAAGGAAAGCAGCCGAAAGGCAUCCGGCGACAAGAAAGAGAAAGAGCAUGGCCUGCUCUCUUCGAUCUUCGGAGGUGGAAAAAAGAAGAGCGAGAAAGAGUCGAGCCACAAAAAGAACACUUCACGUGGUCUGUCUCCCGAGCCUCCGCCUCGAACCCUCAAGCCCGACAUCGACUACAACUGGACCCGAUUCUCCAUCCUCGAAGAACGUGCCAUAUACCGCAUGGCUCAUAUCAAGCUCGCAAACCCUCGCCGAGAACUUUACUCCCAAGUCUUGCUCAGCAACUUCAUGUAUUCCUAUCUCGCCAAGGUACAGCAAAUGCAUCCGCAGAUACAGAUCGGAAACUCGAAACAGGCCAAGCUAGCUGUAGCUCAACAGAAGAAGGAGCAACAACAACAGCAGCAGCAGCAACAGCAACAGCAGCAGCAGGCACAACAGCAGCAGCAACAACAACAACAACAGCAGUCGCAGCAGCCUGAAGAGUUCUCGCAGUAUCAGCGGUAUCAGCAGCAGCAGCAGCAGCAGGCGCAGCAGCAAGAACAGCCUCAAAAUUCGAGCGAAUGGCCAAGUGCCUACGGACAGCAAGAGCAAGGUCAGCAGCAGAACGGGCACCAGCAACAGCAGAAGUAUGGCCAAAGUCCACGUGACAGCCACCAUUCGCAGCACAGUGUGAACGGCGGAGGCUACAGUGUUUCAAACAGCUCAAACUAUCUCGGCCAGCCCGUGCGGCAGGGACAGCCCGGUCACUCGGACUCGGAUAAGAGCGGAGACGAUGACAUGUGGUAGCAAGCGGAGGCAAGACGCCCUAUUCAUCUCACCACAAUUGCUGAGCAUCAUCAUAUUUUCUCAACGGAGCGGACAGCCAUGGACAUCUCGUCCGCAGAUCGCACGUUUCCCUUUUCUGUAUUAUAUGUAUCGGCCUCCUUCUAUUUGGUGCGCUAAUUUCUAUUAUCACAUUUCGAUCUACUUCUGCUUUUGUACCAGGAGUAUAGUAGGGAUGUAGCGGGGCGCACACGGAUGUAUAGAGAGGAAUCUUGGGACAAAUGAACUGCACGGUCGUGGAUGCAGGACACAUGUACGGUCGGAACGGGAGUAGUUGUAGGAAGGUGCAGGCUUAGCCGAGUACACCUGUAUACAGAUGUAGUACCG
Messenger RNA from Didymella exigua CBS 183.55, 3491 nucleotides. RefSeq lists its product as uncharacterized. The record is from RefSeq and is a predicted model, not a curated record. Gene Ontology annotation, biological process: positive regulation of G2/M transition of mitotic cell cycle; establishment of cell polarity. Lineage: Eukaryota; Fungi; Ascomycota; Dothideomycetes; Pleosporales; Didymellaceae. The coding region runs from base 264 to 3128 and encodes 954 amino acids. Gene Ontology annotation, cellular component: cell septum; cytoplasm. The transcript is spliced from 3 exons.